AUGGUUUACCUAAGUUUUCUCUUGGCAUUGUGUUUCACUUGUUGCCGUCUCAGUCACGGCGUCGGCCUUCACGGAUUUCAUUUCCACGGUCUGGAAGAGCCACGACCUUUGAGGAAAUCGGACCGCGAGAAUAUAACCGAAGCAUGGAUCCAGCAACCUGUCGAUCAUUUCAAUCCUCGCGACAAUCGCACUUGGCCGAUGCGUUACCUGGAGAACUCGAGGUACUUGAAGAGAAACGGACCAAUUUUCAUCAUGAUUGGAGGAGAAUGGGCAAUAUCUAGAGGUUUCUUAGAAACUGGUUUGAUGUACGGGCUAGCCACUACUCACAACGCGAUCAUGUAUUACACCGAGCAUCGUUACUACGGGAAAAGCAAACCGACCAAAGAUACCAGUUCGCCAAGUUUGCAAUAUUUAAGCGUGGACCAAGCACUGGCGGACUUGGCACGUUUCAUCGAGGCGAGGAAAAGGGGGGAAGGAUUGGAGAACAGUACCGUGGUUGUUUUUGGCGGGUCUUACGCUGGAAGCGUGGCCACUUGGCUCAGACUAAAGUACCCUCAUCUCGUUCAAGGUGCCCUGGCUAGCAGUGCUCCGAUCUUCGCGAAAGCCGAUUUCUACGAGUAUUACGAAGUGGUGACCGAAUCGCUGCGCAGACACAGUGAGAAAUGCGUGGACGAGGUGAGAGCUGCGUUCAAGGCUGUCGAAGAGUUGCUCGUUGCUGAAGAUGGCCCGCAAAUAUUGAAACAACGUUUCAAGCGUUUGGUGGUACCGUUCAAUACGACAAAAUGGAGAAUGGCCGAACAAUGAUUACCGCUUGCUGCGAGAACAUGACCAAUGUACUUUUCGGCAGUCCUCUUCAGAGAUUGGCGCGUUUCGUGUCGAGUGGAAAGAAAUGCUUGGAAAACAAUUAUGAGAAGUUUGUCAAAUUGUACAGAAACGAGACGUGGGACGCGCAACCUGACAUAAUGAGGCAAUGGUUCUAUCAGACUUGCACGGAAUACGGUUAUUAUCAAACGACGAAUUCCAACAAAACGACCUUUGGAUCCUCGUUGUCGUUGCGUUAUUUUACCGACAUUUGCAGAGACUUGUACGGGGAGUAUUACAACGACGAACUCUUGCAUGCCAGAAUCAAAAGAACAAACGUAAUGUACGGCGGUUUACGGCCAGAUUUGCGGAACGUUAUUUUUACCAACGGAAACGUCGACCCAUGGCAUGCUCUGUCCGUUCUCCAGGACUUAAAUACACUUUCCCCCGCCAUACUUAUCAAUGGAUCGUCGCAUUGUCGUGAUUUGUACGGUGACUCAGACGCGGAUGUGCAAGAUCUCAUCCGAGCUAGAGCGAAAGUACGCAAAAUUAUUGGGAGCUGGAUUUCUUCUUAA
Molecule: messenger RNA, 1376 nt
Organism: Heterotrigona itama
Lineage: Eukaryota; Metazoa; Arthropoda; Insecta; Hymenoptera; Apidae
Source: the annotation of a GenBank genome assembly